CGCACUCCAAAAUCCAAGAGGGCUGACGUUACUUCUUCGCUCAUCUCGGGCGUGUGGUCGGUUUAAGUUUCGGUAGUUAUUAAACUCAAAAAUGAACGUGAUAUCCAGAACGUCAAAUUUGGCACCCUACCUAAAGGCUUCAGUGGCCGCAGUACCAAAUGGUAUAAGACCAGUCGCCGGAUCAGGUAAAGUACAGAAAGAAAAAGUUUCGGUUGGCUCACACGUCGAAUGGAAUACCAGCUACUCUCUCAGUCAGGCAAUUCCUAAGGGACAGCUGCGAGUUCGCUCUGGAAUUUCAGCGAGCGGACCGAUCCAACAAAUUCGAUUCGGACAUACGGAUAUCAGAGUCCCAGAUUUCUCAGCAUACCGUAGAGAUGCUGUGGCUGAUCCAACCGCCUCCAAUCGGGAGAGCGCACCAUCUCGUCAGACCUUCUCUUAUCUAUUUUCCGGAGCUGCAGUGGUAGGUGGUGCGUAUGCUGCCAAGACCGUUGUAACACAGCUGGUAUCUUCUAUGGCAGCAUCCAAGGAUGUCCUAGCCGCUUCUAAAAUCGAAGUAAACCUAUCCGACAUCCCUGAGGGCAAAAGUGUUGUCUUCAAAUGGCGUGGAAAGCCGCUUUUCAUUCGUCAUAGAGGGAAAGAGGAGAUCGAUCGUGAACGAAGCGUACCACUGGCCGAGUUACGAGACCAACAACACGACGAUGAAAGAGUCAAGCGCUCCGAGUGGUUGAUUGUGAUAGGAAUAUGCACCCACUUGGGAUGUGUGCCAAUAGCUAACGCCGGAGAGUACGGCGGUUACUAUUGCCCAUGUCACGGAUCUCACUACGAUGCCAGUGGAAGAAUCAGGAAGGGUCCAGCACCUCUCAACCUAGAAGUUCCCGAGUACGAGUUCGUCGAAGAUACCGUCAUAGUCGGUUAAGGUCCGAAUUAUUUUUCACGGAUCAGUAGCAAAUUGACGUAAAAUAUAAAUGUUAUAACCAUUGCUCGGAAUCAUCUUCGCUGGUAUCGGAGAGACUGUUUUGGCUUACGAUUUUUAAAAUAGACUUAGUAAAUUAUAGCCCAUAUUUGAAUGAAAAUAACCACCACCUUACAGCUGCUCAACGACACCAGCGAUUAUAAUGCCGCCUUAUUUAUAUCAGAAAUAAUCGUCUCGCAGUGGUCGAUCUUCAUUGAUUAACUUGCGACGUGCCUCUAUGUAUCUAUAUCGUUGGACGCGAACGCAAUCCGAACAAAUCGCAGUCAAGAAAGAUAACAUCCUUCAAUUGUGUAACUAAGUUGUACAGAUUCAAAUCUAGAAUAAAAACCAUGAAACAUGAA
This is a messenger RNA of Athalia rosae (coleseed sawfly), 1314 nucleotides long. RefSeq names its product cytochrome b-c1 complex subunit Rieske, mitochondrial (gene RFeSP). The transcript has 4 exons. Gene Ontology annotation, molecular function: quinol-cytochrome-c reductase activity; 2 iron, 2 sulfur cluster binding. Gene Ontology annotation, cellular component: membrane. The record is from RefSeq and is a predicted model, not a curated record. The coding region runs from base 92 to 916 and encodes 274 amino acids. Lineage: Eukaryota; Metazoa; Arthropoda; Insecta; Hymenoptera; Athaliidae. Gene Ontology annotation, biological process: mitochondrial electron transport, ubiquinol to cytochrome c.